Molecule: messenger RNA, 1695 nt
Organism: Phyllostomus discolor (pale spear-nosed bat)
Lineage: Eukaryota; Metazoa; Chordata; Mammalia; Chiroptera; Phyllostomidae
Gene: FFAR1
Product: free fatty acid receptor 1
Exons: 2
Coding region: 279-1184 (301 amino acids)
Biological process (GO): positive regulation of calcium ion transport; positive regulation of insulin secretion; positive regulation of cytosolic calcium ion concentration
Cellular component (GO): plasma membrane
Molecular function (GO): bioactive lipid receptor activity
Source: RefSeq, a predicted model, not a curated record
UGUUCUAUCUUCUGUUAAUCCUCUAUCACACUCUUCAUUUUAAGAGGUGAUACAGUGGAAAGAAAGCAGCGGACUGAAGGUUAGCAGCCUCACUUCUGAUCCAGGAUUCCCUGCUAACUGGCUGCCACCUCCCUCUGUGGGCCUCCGUCUCCACAUGGCUUCUAAUACCCUGAGCAGUGCUGAAACCAGUUUGUGAUUCCAAGAGCACCCCUCCUCAGGCCUGAGAUCUGAGGGCAGGAAGCAAGUGAGCACAGGAGCCCAUUAGGCCACUGUGACCCAUGGACCUGCCCCCACAGCUCUCCUUUGCCCUCUAUGUGGCCGCAUUUGGGCUGGGCUUCCCGCUCAACACCCUGGCCAUCAGGGGUGCCGUGGCCCAUGCCCGGCUCCGCCUCACCCCCAGCCUUGUCUAUGCCCUCCAUCUGGGCUGCUCAGACCUCCUGCUGGCAGCCUCCCUUCCCCUGAAGGCGGUGGAGGCCCUGGCCGCAGGAGCCUGGACUCUGCCGGCCCCACUCUGUCCAGCCUUUGCCCUGGCCCACUUCGCUCCACUCUAUGCAGGUGGCGGCUUCCUGGCUGCCCUGAGCGUUGGCCGCUACCUAGGAGCCGCCUUCCCCUUGGGCUACCAAGCUGCCCGGAGGCCCUGCUAUUCCUGGGGGGUGUGUGUGGCCAUAUGGGCCCUGGUCCUCUGUCACUUGGGGCUGGUCUUUGGGUUGGAGGCUCCGGGAGGCUGGAUGGACAAUACCACCAACUCCCUGGGCAUCAACACACCAAUCAAUGGCUCUCCAGUCUGUCUGGAGGCCUGGGACCCAGCCUCAGCGGGCCCUGCUCGCCUCAGCCUCUCUCUCCUGCUCUUCUUUCUGCCACUGGCUAUCACAGCCUUCUGCUAUGUGGGCUGCCUUCGGGCACUGGCUGGCUCAGGCCUGAGCCACAGACGAAAACUAAGAGCAGCCUGGGUGGCUGGCGGAGCUCUGCUCACACUGCUGCUCUGCUUGGGACCCUACAAUGCCUCCAAUGUGGCUGGCUUCCUGUACCCCGACAUGGGAGGCCGCUGGCGGAAAUUGGGGCUCCUCACAGGUGCUUGGAGUGUGGUGCUCAACCCACUGGUGACAGGCUACUUGGGAGGCAGGUUUGGCCACGGGACAUCAUGUGUGGCAAGAAUGAAAGGGAGUACAGCCCAGAAGCGGUAGCCACUGCCGGGGAGAAGGAACAUGCAGCAGACCCCAGCUGCUUCUUUAGGCCCCUGGUAGAGGCUGCUCCAAAGGAACUGCAGGGUGGCCUUCCCUGGGGGCACCCCUGGAGCCACUUAUGGGAAGAACUGAGCCUGGAAAGACUGCAUCCCCUGGGAGAGAAUGGAGGCCAGGAGCUGGGUCGCAGGAGAGAGGUGAAUUGUGGCAUGAGAAAGCAGACAGUGGCCAUAAAGGAGGCAGACACCUGGGCAUCCGCUCUGAUGAGGCAGGUGCAGGAAGCAAGAUUGUUCCUCUAGUGACAAUAAUGCCGAGAACACAUGGGAGCACCAACAGUGGGAGCUGCGUGCCCAGCACGUGUGACCUGGUUUAUAAAAGUUGUCUCUUUUCAUGUGUAAAUGUCCACAAAGGGCAAGGAAUUUUGUUUUAUUUCCUGAUAUAUUUCCAGCACCUAGUAGAAAGCCUAGCACGUCAUAGGCUGUCAGCAAAUGUUUGUUGAAUGAAUGAAUGCUCA